AUGUCAGCUCCAGAUACACGUCUAAAGGCUCCCAAAACACCUUUAAAACGAAUCUCACGUAAUUCAUUAAGAGCUCAAGCCCUUUCGACUUCCCAAGCCAACCAACCUAAUCCGAAUCUCAGAUCAUCAGAACCUCCCGAAAGUUUCAAAGAUCCCCUCAAAUCGAUCUCACCUUUAUUUUCAGAUUUAUCUGAUUCCAUUCAAGAUUUACAUACGAAUUUGAUCAGAUUAGAUCAAGUUUGUGAAAACUUAAAUGGAUUCAAUCAAUCCUUUUCAAGUUAUUUGUAUGGUUUAAGAAUGAUUUAUUAUACUACUGAUUUUGAUGAAGCACCUGAUGAGAUUGGAUUCAAGGAGUUUAAGAAACGGAAAGUAGAAAUCGAAGAGAUGAGAUUGAAGUUGAAAUUAGUUGAAGAUGAAAAGAAGAUGUCGAAUUCACUUGAUCAUCAUCGGUUUGAUCAAGAUGUUUCGGGGUACGAACAAGCUGAUCAAUCAUCCACGAGUGGAAUCGCCCAAAACCGUGACUAUUCCAAACCACAUCAACCUGUUCAAUCCACAAGUCAUCAAGCUUCCGGAUCAGGAUCAGGAAGUAGAGGCCCCUCACAGCAACCCAAAAGUUUCAAAUCCCAAACCAAAGCUCAACAAAAACAACUCUUAAGAUCCACUGAACCGAUCAUGAAAACCUUACCGAUCAAAUUUAGAGAACAACAACCGAGUCGAAGCGAAAUGGAAAAAGUGAUUUGUUUAUUGUUUUUGAAUCCUAAUGGACUCUCACUCAAACAAGUCGUCAAACUUGAUCCUACUUUAGCUUUACAUCGUGCUAGAGAAUGUGUGACGGCUCUGGUGGCUGCUAAACAGGCUAGUAAAUCGAAUGAAGAUGUAAGUUUCUUUUGGAUGAAGAUUCUAAGCGUAAGUUGA
Messenger RNA from Melampsora larici-populina 98AG31, 915 nucleotides. RefSeq lists its product as uncharacterized. Gene Ontology annotation, cellular component: mitotic spindle; DASH complex; mitotic spindle pole body. The record is from RefSeq and is a predicted model, not a curated record. Gene Ontology annotation, biological process: mitotic sister chromatid biorientation. The transcript is spliced from 3 exons. NCBI's taxonomy places the organism in Eukaryota, Fungi, Basidiomycota, Pucciniomycetes, Pucciniales, Melampsoraceae. Bases 1 to 915 code for a protein of 304 amino acids.